Molecule: messenger RNA, 860 nt
Organism: Anopheles merus
Lineage: Eukaryota; Metazoa; Arthropoda; Insecta; Diptera; Culicidae
Gene: MagR
Product: iron-sulfur cluster assembly 1 homolog, mitochondrial
Exons: 5
Coding region: 234-626 (130 amino acids)
Biological process (GO): iron-sulfur cluster assembly
Cellular component (GO): mitochondrion; cytoplasm
Molecular function (GO): 2 iron, 2 sulfur cluster binding
Source: RefSeq, a predicted model, not a curated record
AACAAAGUUCCCCACCUCCCCCCAUACCCUCUUGAAAUCAGCUGUCAAACGUCUGGUGCUGUCAAAGCAGAUCUGCUUUGGAUAUUUCAAAAUCGAGGUGAGAGUGCGGCCGAAGGAAAACAAUUGUUGUGAAAUAGUGAUCGAAAACGUAAAUAAAAUAGUCAUUCCCACGCAUCGCUCGUUGCAGAACAGCACCCGGGAAAGAGCGAGGGCAGUAAAUUUCCAGUGAAACUAUGGCCUCCAAGAUCGUGGCCACCGCCACCGUGCGUGCCGUGAAGCAUCGGAAGCUGCUGCCGAUGAGAGCAGCACUGUCGCUGACACCGGCAGCAGUGAACAGGAUAAAGCAACUACUGGAAGGCAAAACCGAAUUUAUCGGUCUCAAGGUUGGUGUACGACAGAGGGGAUGCAAUGGGUUGUCCUACACGCUGGAUUACGCCGCAACGAAAGAUAAAAUGGACGAGGAAGUGGUGCAGGACGGUGUGAAAGUACUGAUCGACAAGAAGGCACAACUUUCGCUUUUAGGCACGGAAAUGGAUUACGUUGAAACGGACCUGUCGGCGGAAUUUGUAUUCAACAAUCCCAACAUCAAGGGCACGUGCGGCUGUGGCGAAUCGUUCAGCAUCUAACGAGGCAGAGCAGCAAAUACGAAACACUGUAAGUUGCUUCGCGAUAGAAAAAUGGGAUCGCUUCCUUGCUUCUCGGGACGACGGUCCCGCUACUUUCUCGUGGUUUGUUGUUUUAGAUUUGUUGAAUCUAGCGUUGAACAAAGGGAGAUUCACCUUGUCCUGUACAUAACAUAAUUUAGCUUGUUAGUAGCGUUAUUUUGAGUGUAAUAAAUUAGCCGUGUUGAGUACCUAAAA